AGCGUCCUGAAGGCCAAGGCGGUGGUGGCCUUCCAUCGCGGCAACUUCCGCGAGCUCUACAAGAUCCUGGAGAGCCACCAGUUCUCUCCCCACAACCACCCCAAGCUGCAGCAGCUCUGGCUGAAGGCUCACUACGUGGAAGCCGAGAAACUGCGGGGCAGACCUUUGGGCGCCGUCGGCAAAUACCGCGUCCGCCGAAAAUUCCCUUUGCCCCGGGAGAACACAGAAAACAACAACGCAGCCACCAACAAACCCAACCAACUCUCGCCUUUGGAUGGGAGCAAACCCCUCAUGUCCAGCUCCGAGGAAGAAUUUUCUCCUCCCCAAAGCCCGGAUCAGAACUCGGUCCUGCUCUUGCAGGGGAACCUCAGCCACGCCAGGAGCUCCGGCUACUCCCUAAGCGGCUUAGCCUCAUCCCAGACCCCUCACAGCCUCCACGGCAACCAGCUAAAAAACUCUCUGCUGGGACCCCUCACGUCCAGCCUGGUGGAUCUGGGAUCCUAA
Molecule: messenger RNA, 504 nt
Organism: Tauraco erythrolophus (red-crested turaco)
Lineage: Eukaryota; Metazoa; Chordata; Aves; Musophagiformes; Musophagidae
Source: RefSeq, a predicted model, not a curated record